GAUCCGCGCAGUCCCCGGAUGUUAGCUAUUCAGAGAGAAAAACGAAAAGAGCGAGAGAGAGGCGGAGAAGCUAGGAGACGCCACGGACAAACCGGUAAAGGGAUUGCGGGUCUCAAACCCACGAUAAACACGGAGAGCAGAGGCUUGUUUCGGGGAGAGAGAGGGAGCUGUUAUCGAAAAAAGGAAGGGGAGGGGACGGCUAACUUUGACAGACCUGCACUGGCCUCCAGGAGCGGACACGAGCCCGGGUUUUGUUUUUGAGUGACGGCAACAAAAACAGUGAUCUGAGGGAGCGCCCUGCAUUCUCUCCGCACCGGAUUGCCACCCCUCCUUCACCGCCGCCAUUGCUGCCACUCGACCUGCCACCAUGACGUCGGAGCUGGAGAGCAGCUUGACCUCCAUGGACUGGCUGCCACAGCUGACCAUGCGGGCAGCCAUUCAGAAAGCGGAUUCCCAGAACACUCACGGGCCAGGCAUGGCUAAGAAGAGUGCUCUGCUGGACCCCAACACCACACUGGACCAGGAAGAGGUGCAGCAGCACAAGGAUGGCAAACCACCAUACAGUUACGCCAGCCUCAUCACAUUCGCCAUCAACAGUUCACCAAAGAAGAAAAUGACACUGAGCGAGAUCUACCAGUGGAUCUGUGACAAUUUCCCCUAUUACAGGGAAGCCGGCAGCGGGUGGAAGAACUCAAUACGGCACAAUCUCUCGUUGAACAAGUGUUUUCUCAAAGUGCCUCGCUCCAAAGAUGACCCGGGAAAGGGUUCGUACUGGGCAAUCGACACAAAUCCAAAGGAGGACACACUGCCCACACGACCCAAGAAGAGGCCACGGUCUGGAGAGCGGGCGUCCACGCCCUACAGCCUAGAAUCAGAUAACUUGGGAAUGGACUGCAUCAUCUCUGGAAGUGCCUCUCCAACGCUGGCAAUCAACACUGUGACUAACAAGGUGGCAUUGUACAACCCUGACCAGGACGGGAGUGACAGCCCUCGAAGCAGCCUUAACAACAGCCUAUCUGACCAGAGUCUGGCCUCUGUUAACCUCAACAGUGUGGGCAGUGUGCACAGCUACACACCGGUGACAAGUCAUCCAGAAUCGGUGUCCCAGUCCAUGAGCUUGCAGCAGGCACCUCAGGCCCAGUACAGCAUACCGGAACGCGACAAGCAGCUGCUCUUCUCCGACUUUGAAGAUCUCAGUGCCUCCUUCCGCAGCCUUUACAAGACCGUGUUUGAGCAGUCCUACAGCCAUCAGGGUCUGAUGGGAAUGCCCUCGGAGUCGUCCCAGCAGACCCACACCUCCUGCUCUUACCAACACUCCCCCAGCAACACCAUCAGCACCCACCCUCACAACAACCAGAACAGCAUCACUAACUCUCACCCCAACAACAUCCCCAACAAUGGUAGCCAGGUGCCUCUCUCCCACCCCCCUCACUCGGCCCACAACUCGCCCCAUGGACAGCACCUUUCCCAGCAUGGCCCUCUCGCCCAGCACAGCCAGCAUCCUCACACGGCACACAGCCAACAUCCCCAGCACAGCCAGCACGGGCAGCAUCCCUCCCAGCACCAGGCCCACGGCCAACACACACCGCAGCAACAGCAGCAGCAGCAGCACCAGAAUCUCUCCCACCAGCCUCAUCCUGGCCAGCAACAGAUGCAGUGCAACACUGGUCUUCCAAGUGACUGGUACCCAAACCUGGAUGCGCUAAAAGAAAGCUGCCGCAUCGCCAGCAGCUACAACUGGGCUGAUGUUGAUCUGUCACCCUUCCAAGGUCUGAAAGAGAGCAUGAGGCAGGCGGAGCUGAAUAACUGGUCUCUCGAACCCACUCAGAUAGCAGACCUCUGCUCCUCCAUCAAUCAGUUCUUUGCUCGCACUGGAAUCCAGCCACAAGGGGCAGUGCAGCCUCCAGUGUGCCAUGGCUCCAUGCAUCCAAACAAGCCCAGCCCACACAUCAACACAGGAAACAUGUACAUGGACUCGAGACAGAGCUUAAGCUCUAUGAUGGGUCCGCCGGGAUAUCCUCAUAUGCCGCCCAUGAGCAGCCCUGGCCCCACUAUGACAGGCCAUCACGCUCAGAUGAACCAGCAGCAUAUGAUGCCUGCUGGAAACUUCCAGAUACGCCGCAUGCCCGCCGACGACAUCCAGGACGACUUUGACUGGGACUCCAUCGUGUAACCCAGUCCCUGAGAGCAAAGAGUGCUGCAGACAAACGAGAGAGGAGCGUAAGGAGGCAGAGUGUUUGUGUUACAGUGCAAGAGGGCUGGACCUGAGGUGUCUGCAUGCCCGUGACAGAAGGCAGAUUGGAAUGGGACACUUGAAAAA
This is a messenger RNA of Carassius auratus (goldfish), 2320 nucleotides long. RefSeq names its product forkhead box protein J3-like. The transcript has 12 exons. Gene Ontology annotation, biological process: regulation of transcription by RNA polymerase II. Gene Ontology annotation, molecular function: DNA-binding transcription factor activity, RNA polymerase II-specific; RNA polymerase II cis-regulatory region sequence-specific DNA binding. Gene Ontology annotation, cellular component: nucleus. The coding region runs from base 368 to 2173 and encodes 601 amino acids. NCBI's taxonomy places the organism in Eukaryota, Metazoa, Chordata, Actinopteri, Cypriniformes, Cyprinidae. The record is from RefSeq and is a predicted model, not a curated record.